Messenger RNA from Pimephales promelas (fathead minnow), 2229 nucleotides. The record is from RefSeq and is a predicted model, not a curated record. NCBI's taxonomy places the organism in Eukaryota, Metazoa, Chordata, Actinopteri, Cypriniformes, Leuciscidae.
UGCACAGCUUUGUAAACUCCUGCAGAAUGAAUUGACUCAUCCUUUGACAAAUAUUGUCUUAUGGUCCGACUCGACAACUGUCUUGUCUUGGCUGCAUUCCCUCUCCUGCCGUUACAAAGUUUUUGUAGCUAAUAGAGUCACUGAAAUAUUAGAGCUCACUGACCCCUCUUCUUGGAGAUAUAUUCCAUCUGCACAGAAUCCAGCAGAUGACAUUACGAGAGGCAAAACUCUUGUAGAGCUAGCCAAACCUGAUCAUAGAUGGCGACAAGGUCCAACGUUUCUGAAAUUUCCUCCAGAUGAAUGGCCCAAAAAUCUAGUAUCUACAUCUGAUAGUCCUGAUCCUGAGCUUCGUAAACCACUCUUUUGUGGGUUAACACAAUUGGAUGAUAUUGUACUCCCAGAUCCUGCCCGUUUUAAAUCAUGGUCAGAGUUACAGUUUGCAACAAAUGUGUUACUGCGACAACAUAGUGAGGACUCUUGUGACGCCUCUUCUGUCCAAAAUCUCCUUUUGAGACAAGCCCAGCAACAAAGUUUUCCCUCCGAGUAUCAGUGUUUAACGAAAGGAAAGCCCAUUGAACCUCAAAGUUGUCUCCUAACACUUUCUCCCGAAUUCAAUGAAGAAACGGGACUUAUUGUAGUGGGCGGUAAGCUCAGGCGUGUAGAGGAUAUGGAACCUGGAAUGGUUCAUCCAAUCGUCCUCGACCCCAAACAUCCAUUGACCCAGUUAAUUAUUAAGGACUGUGACGAGAAACUUUUCCAUCCUGGUCCAGAGAGAGUUUUCUCAGAACUUCGACGCAAUUACUGGAUAAUUAGAGGGAGACAAGCCGUAAAAAAACAUCAGUGGUCUUGUUUUCAAUGUAGGAAGUGGAGAGCCAAGCCAUCUAUUCCUCAAAUGUCAGAUCUUCCACUCUCCAAGCUCCGGUUGUUCAAACCUCCCUUUUGGUCCACCGGAAUGGACUGUUUUGGUCCCUUCCAUGUAAAUAUUGGCCGUAGAACAGAGAAGAGAUGGGGCAUUCUGUUUAAGUGUCAGACCACUCGAUGCCUGCACCUUGAUUUGUUGAGCAGUUUAGAUGUGGACAGCUUUCUAAUGGGCCUACGUCGUUUCAUAUCCAGGAGAGGUAGGCCGUAUGAGAUUCUUUGUGAUCAGGGAAGCAAUUUCCGUGGAGCUGCAAGAGAGUUAAAGGAAGCCUUCCAGAACCUUCCCACUGAGCUACAAGACAAAUUGGAAAAGCAGCAGAUCAAAUUUAAGUUUAAUCCACCACAAGCUCCUCAUUUUGGGGGAUCAUGGGAAAGAGAGGUCCGUUCUGUUAAAACAGCAUUGCGGGUGGUACUCGGCAGUCAAACCGUAUCAGAGGAAGUCCUACGGACCGUUUUGACAGAAGUUGAAGGAGUGUUAAAUUCAAAGCCACUUGGUUACGCCUCUUCAAACAUUUCAGACCUCGACCCCAUUACUCCAAAUCUCCUCCUCAUGGGGCGGCGAGAUUCGUCUUUACCUCAGGUGAUUUAUGCCAAUACUAAGCUCCUUGGCCGCAGAUCUUGGCGCCACAGCCAGGCCCUCGUUGACCAGUUUUGGACAUCUUUUAUCCGACAUUACUUACCAGGUCAGCAGCUCCGUCAAAAAUGGAAUCGAGAAAAACCUAAUCUAAAUGACUCUGCUGUCGUGUUAGUAAUUGAUUUUCAACUCCCAAGAGCAUCAUGGCCCAUUGGCAGGGUAGUACGCCUCUUACCUAGUCAGGAUGGACGUGUCAGAGUAGCUGAGAUUGAUAUUAAUGGAAAGACGUAUGUACGUCCAGUUGCUAAGUUGAUUCCAUUACCUGAAAUAGAUGAGUAAUAGCAAAUACAUGACUGUAUUUGGGGGCGGCUGUUGUGAAUUUGAUCCUUUAAUUAUACUUUUUAUUUAUUUUUUUUCUUUCUCCUUACAUAUUUGCACUUCAUAUCCCACAAUCCUUUUGUCAGUUUCACUACAUUACCCAUACACCCCCUGGGCAAGGUCUAUAAGUAGACCUCACUUCCUCCCUUUUUUCCUUUUGUAUUGGUGAGGUGUGGUGGUUGGAAUGGACACCCAACCAUGUCCUUUCCUUAGGAUGCGUUGAUGACUAAAGACCAUCUUGUACGUCCUGUUUAUCCUGUCCCUCCAUUAACAUCUGUUCAUUGGCAUCAUGUGUGUCAGCUCCAUGUGAAUUAAGACUUUAUCAUCCUGAACUGAAAAUAAAAGAGAGCAAAGGACUG